AUGAUUCCCAAACACGCUUUAAAUGCAAUCGAUCGGUUGUUAAAAGAUGUUUGCAACAACAACUUUCCAUUUGGAGGAAAAGUCAUUCUUUUUGGUGGUGACUUUAGGCAAAUUUUGCCUGUUGUGAAAAGAGGAAGACCAGCUGAAGUUGUAGAAUCAUGUAUAAAAUGUUCUUUACAGUGGCAAUGGGUGCAGAAGUUUACAUUAACUGAAAAUAUGAGAGUACGUAAUGGAGAAGGAGAUUUUUCCGAAUGGCUGUUAAAACUUGGUAGUGGAACAAUACCUGGCAAGGAGGAAGAUCCUUUUAAGGGAUGUAUUGAAAUACCGCAAGAGUGCAUUAUUAGAGAAAACAAAUCAAUUGUUGAAAAAAUAUUUGGAGAUGCUCAACAAAAUGAUUAUACUAAACGUGUCAUUUUAACACAUACUAAUGUGGAUUCAUUGUCAAUCAAUGAAGAAGUGCUUGAACGUCUACACGGAGAGGUCAAAACUUAUUUAAGUGCUGAUCAAAUAGACACUGACGAUCUUAAUGAAAUAAAUAAUUUCCCUGUUGAGUUUUUGAACAGCUUAACUCCUUCAGGUAUUCCUACUCAUUGUUUAAAAUUGAAAAUUGGUUGUGUUAUUAUGCUACUUAGAAAUUUAGAUCAUAAAGCUGGGCUAUGUAAUGGAACCCGAAAGAAAGUUUGUGCUCUCGAAAACGAUUAUAUUAAUGCAGAGGUUUUGACAGGUGUUUCUGAAGAUUCUUGUUUUGUUGCUGUUAAUGCAAGAGUCAUAUACUGUUUUACACAUGUAUAUACUAUUGGUUUACAAGAAAUAACGGAAAGAUAUCACAAUAAAAUACGAAGAACUGAAAUAUAA
Hydra vulgaris (swiftwater hydra) is the source of this 855-nucleotide messenger RNA. RefSeq lists its product as uncharacterized. Gene Ontology annotation, molecular function: DNA helicase activity. NCBI's taxonomy places the organism in Eukaryota, Metazoa, Cnidaria, Hydrozoa, Anthoathecata, Hydridae. The record is from RefSeq and is a predicted model, not a curated record. Gene Ontology annotation, biological process: DNA repair; telomere maintenance.